UUCAGUAAGGCUGUGUCCCCAGUAAGCAAACUGUCAGCGGCCAACUGAGUUAGCGGCGUAUCGGUUUAGUACGCCCUUCCAUAUAUUUCAAAUGGCGUGUUCACAGUUUGCUAGUUUUGCGCUCACUGUACGCAGUUUGCAGCGUUACGCGCGCCGACUAUCUUAGUGAGCGGCCGACUCCCACCAAAACCGGUUCCAGUCGGCGGCGGCGAUUGGUUGUUCGCCGGGCGUAGUGACUCAGUUUGCCGCAAACUGAUUAUUCGGAUAGUUGGAAAAAAGCUAUCAUCGUGUUAGGACGUGUUUUUUUGCAUCGCACCUAACUAAUCUCAACGCACACACACAUCACUGAAAAUCCAAGAUGUCCUUUGAUACGGAAAGGUUCAUUAGUGAAAUACAGAAUAGACCAUGCAUAUGGAACAUGUCGAGUGAAGAAUACAGCAACAGAGUAUUAAAGCAGAGCAAUUGGAAUGAAGUCGCUGAAAUUAUAUACGAUGAUUGGCAAAACUUAGAAGAAAACACUAAACAAAAAAGAAUAAAAGACCUACAAAAAAAAUGGAAGGGUUUGCGCGACUAUCACACCAGAGAAAAAAAUAAGGAUUCCUCAGUCAAAAGCGGAAGUGGCGCAACAAAAAAACGCAAGACACCAUACUUGGACAUGUUACAGUUUUUAAAUGUUUCUAGAGCUAGCAACCAGACAUCUGGCAAUAUUAGCGCCGAGACGUCUAGCGACAGUAGCGCUAUUUUAGAUGAAAAUGAUCACUGUGUUUCAAGAAGACCAAAAAAGAUGACUGUGUUUCAAGAAGCCCUAAUUAACUCGAUGGAAAAAAAAAGAGAAAACGAUCCAGAUAUGAACUUUCUACUAAAUAUUUUACCGGAAAUGAAGACAAUGUCCCCAACACAGAAUUUUGAAUUUCGGUUCGAAGUGAUGAAAAUUAUUAAAAAUAUAAAAUAUAGUGUACAUAAUAAUUAUGACGGUGGUAUGAUGCUAACUGGAUGGACGAAUGCCUACCAGUACCCACAUCAGUAUGGCUAUGCGAGUGGAAGCAGCAGUACACCAAAUGUGCAAAACUACCCUCGAAACAGUCCAUCACAUAGCUCUACAGGUUCUUCAGCGGAAAUAGAAGACAUAGAAGCAAUAUUGCGAGGCGAUUCAAACCACACUGAAGAUGAGGAAUGACAGGUUACCAACUUAAUGUUACCAUAUAUGUUCUUAAUUCAAUUUAAAUAAUACAGUAACUUUGAAAAGUGAUUGUUAAAUUAAAAACUAUAAAUGCGAAAGUGACUUUGUAUUACAAUAAAAAUAACAUAUUUUUUUAAAA
This is a messenger RNA of Bicyclus anynana (squinting bush brown), 1319 nucleotides long. RefSeq lists its product as uncharacterized. The coding region runs from base 359 to 1177 and encodes 272 amino acids. The record is from RefSeq and is a predicted model, not a curated record. Gene Ontology annotation, cellular component: nucleus; transcription regulator complex. Gene Ontology annotation, molecular function: DNA binding. The transcript has 2 exons. NCBI's taxonomy places the organism in Eukaryota, Metazoa, Arthropoda, Insecta, Lepidoptera, Nymphalidae. Gene Ontology annotation, biological process: regulation of transcription by RNA polymerase II.